Molecule: messenger RNA, 1596 nt
Organism: Thalassophryne amazonica
Lineage: Eukaryota; Metazoa; Chordata; Actinopteri; Batrachoidiformes; Batrachoididae
Gene: g6pc3
Product: glucose 6 phosphatase, catalytic, 3
Exons: 6
Coding region: 101-1120 (339 amino acids)
Biological process (GO): gluconeogenesis; glucose 6-phosphate metabolic process
Cellular component (GO): membrane
Molecular function (GO): glucose-6-phosphatase activity
Source: RefSeq, a predicted model, not a curated record
UUCCGGUUCCCAAACGUGUCCGGAUCCUGUCCGUACCUGUGGUCUGUCCUUUGCUUUUCACCGAUCUCUGCCCCUUCGGAAACGCUUUAAAGUUUAAGUCAUGGAAGCAGUUUAUAGACACGGCGUUUGGAUAGCUGAAAGUCUACAGGAGAAGACUAAAACGGAAGAAAAGCUGUGGCUUUUGGUGACUCACAUCGGAGACCCCAAAGCAGCGUUCCUGCUCGUCUUUCCUUUCACAUAUUUUAUCAGCAGACGGACUGGACUGGCGGUGCUUUGGGUAGCUGUCAUAUCCGAGUGGUUAAACUUGGUUUUUAAAUGGUUGUUAUUUGGAGAAAGGCCUUACUGGUGGAUUGGAGAAUCUCAUUUGUUUGGCAAAAACCCACCUAAAGUUCACCAGUUUGUUUCCACCUGUGAAACCGGUCCAGGCAGCCCAUCAGGACACUCCAUGGUGACUGCCGCAGUCUGGUGGGUGGUGGUGUCCUCCCUGGGGUCAUUUGUGUAUUCCCGGACUCGCAGUGUGCUGUUGGCAGCUGCUCCUUUCCUCGUCUAUGUGGCGAUGCUGGUGGCAAUCGGACUGUCCAGAGUUUUUAUCCUCGCCCACUUCCCUCACCAGGUCGUCGCUGGCUCCUUUACAGGUUUCAUUCUGGGGAUUGUCCUGAAACAGAGAGUGCCAGAAGGUCGCCCCCUGCUGUUCUUCUUUAGCUGCAGCAUGGGCCUGCUGCUUGGGGCCUUGUCACUGUACGCUGCCCUUCAACAACUGGGAAUCGAUCUGUCCUGGUCUGUGGCAUUGGCGCAGAAAUGGUGCUCUCAUGCUGAGUGGAUUCGGUUGGACACAGUCCCUUUCUCUUCUCUGAACAGAGACUGCGGGGCCCUUCUGGGUUUGGGACUGAGUCAGUAUUGGAAGCCUGGCGGUUGGACUCUGCCUUGGGCACCGCGGGCUUUGUGCGUGGCCUUUUCUUCAAUGGGUCUGUACCACAUUAACCGCCUGCCUUUGCCAGUCAGUCCACAGGGUCUGUUCUACUUCCUGUUCUUUGUCAAAUUUGCCUUAGUGCCACAGGUGGUCAUGGUGUUUGUGCCCGGUCUGAUACAUUUUCUGAUGCCGAAAAAGAAGAAUGACUAGAACGUGUGUUUCAGGACUCCAUGAACUUUCACUGCACACUUUAGUUUCUGCACUAUAAAGAUGUAAAUAAUCUUAUUAUUCUUCAUCACUUUUUUUUUUAACCUGUUUUCAGUCAGCAAUCUCAUUUUUAUUUUUCUGUGUGAAAAUGAUGUUGAAUUUGGGAUUGGGGCAUAAAAUGUUGAUAUUAAAUACUUGCAGUAAUAUGUAAAUAUGUCGAUUGUCAGUAAUUGUAAUAGUUACUGAAUUUGUACAAGUUUCUGAGCUGAAACAUGAAGCUUCUAGCUGGAAAACGUGCACUUCUGAAGUGCACAUAUCUCAAACAGUGGCAUAAUUUGUAAAGGUUAUGAGGUAUCAUUUUGAAUUUUUACUUCAAAUUAAAGUGGGACCAGUUCGGCAACAUUCAAAAAGUAAUGAAUGAUGCAAGUACAACUGAACUGUUAAUGUUAUAAAAUAAAGCUUUGUUUUUGUCAAACUUA